CAUCAAACACUUUCAAAAUGUCGGGAGCAUUAUUUGGCAAUACGAGCGGACGCUCACAGAGCAAGAAUUUAGUAGAAUUUCGAGCCGGAAAAAUGCAUAUGAAGGGGAAAAUGGUCCAUGCAGACAAAAGGAAGGGUUUGGUAUAUGUACAUCAGUCGGACGACUCACUGAUGCAUUUUUGCUGGAAGGACAGAACGACCGGAAGUGUCGAGGAUGACCUUAUCAUUUUCCCGGAUGAUAUCGAGUUCAAGCACGUGAAGCAGUGUACAACUGGCCGGGUGUUUGUUCUGAAGUUUAAGUCAUCGACUAGGAAGUUCUUUUUCUGGAUGCAGGAGCCGAAAUCUGACAAAGAUGAGGAGUACAGCAAGAAAGUGAAUGAAUACCUCAACAACCCGCCCACACCCGGCUCCAACAGGGGAGGGGAGGGAUCUCUGCCUUCAGACCUGGCCAAUCUAGCAGGUGACUCCGACAUUCAGAGUAUCCUGGGAGGCAUGAGUCAGCAGCAGCUGAUGCAGCUACUCGGUGGGAUGGGAGGGCCUGGCGGGGGACUGUCCGCACUCAUGGGACGUCCCGGCAGUGCUCAGUCAACCGCGUCUGAACCACCCCUGCGUGUGCAGUCCUCCCCGGGAACCCGCAGUGCGGCGUCUGAGACUCCAACCCAGCCCAGACCAGUCACUGCAGUGGCCCUGCCCUCCCACGGGACUACCACGACCUCGGCGGGAACCGCAGGUGGCACAACGACCACCACACCUGCAGGACGUGGGACCAGGGCUUCGGCCGCAGGAGGCAAACCUGCCAUACAGCUCAGUGACCUGCAGAACAUCCUGUCUAACAUGAAUGUUCCUGCAGACAAAGAUGUGGACCUGUCAAAGGCCCUUGACCCCGAGUCCAUGGUCCCGAUACUGGCCAACCCAGAGGUCCAGCAACGCCUGAUCCCUUUCCUGCCGGAGGGUGGGGCCCUACCGAAGUCCGAGGAGGAGUUAAGGGCCACGAUCACCAGCCCCCAGUUCAAGCAGGCCCUUUCCUCGUUCAGUUCGGCCCUGCAGUCGGGCCAGCUCGGUCCCCUUAUGUCACAGUUCGGUCUUGGGGAAGACGUGGCUAAUGCAGCUGCGCAAGGAGACAUAGAGGCAUUUGUCAAAGCGAUGCAAGCCAACAAGAAAUCUAAAGACAAGGAUGAGCCCGAGGAUAUGGACCAAGACUAAAUAACUCUGCCAUACAUUUCACUAAGCCACAGAAAAAAUGUGUUUCUUUUAACCAAAUAACACCUUUAUACGUUGAGAGAUUAAACCAUAUAGAAUGUCAAUAUAUUUCAAUGACAAUUGUUUUCUGUGACAUCUGUAUUUGUCUUAUAUGAGAUAGUGUUUAGACACUGCUUUUGAGUUUCGUUUCCUUAAACUUAUAAAUAAAAACUUAAAACAUUCUAAUAUUUUUAAAAUUUAAAUUUUGUUUGGCCUUGUUUGAUGACAUGAAUACAUACAUGUAUGUGUUACAUAUACUCAUUGGGUAAGCUUUUUUUGUUUUAUCAGUAUGCAAAAUACAGGUCUAUGAACAUGUCACUUUGUUAGAAUGUUGAUACUGUUAUGUGAUCGCCUAUUUGUGAAUAUGUCAAGACUUAUAAAUAGUUCAUCUUACCUACAUCAUAAUGCAUUACGAACUCGUUGACGUUUUUGUCAAUAUGCAUAUUACAACAAUUGUAAGAACAUCAGAAAUUAAAAAUAUAAACAAAAAAUUACUUAACAUUA
Dreissena polymorpha is the source of this 1742-nucleotide messenger RNA. Its product is annotated as proteasomal ubiquitin receptor ADRM1-like. The transcript is spliced from 8 exons. Gene Ontology annotation, molecular function: proteasome binding; ubiquitin binding; endopeptidase activator activity. Bases 18 to 1202 code for a protein of 394 amino acids. Lineage: Eukaryota; Metazoa; Mollusca; Bivalvia; Myida; Dreissenidae. The record is from RefSeq and is a predicted model, not a curated record. Gene Ontology annotation, biological process: ubiquitin-dependent protein catabolic process. Gene Ontology annotation, cellular component: nucleus; proteasome regulatory particle, lid subcomplex; cytoplasm.